This is a messenger RNA of Mercenaria mercenaria, 438 nucleotides long. Its product is annotated as serine protease inhibitor Cvsi-2-like. Bases 68 to 379 code for a protein of 103 amino acids. The record is from RefSeq and is a predicted model, not a curated record. The transcript is spliced from 3 exons. Lineage: Eukaryota; Metazoa; Mollusca; Bivalvia; Venerida; Veneridae.
AGACAUUGUACGUAACAAUCUCUGUAAGACACUGUUGACAUUCUAACGACAAGGACUUAGAAGAACGAUGAAAUUAAUUAUACUUUUUGCUGGACUUAGCUUCCUACAAGUGAUUCACACCAAUAUUUGCACCAAAAACGACCCGUCUACAUGUACACACACGUGUCCUGUCGGAGAAGCGAAAACAUGCGAGCACGAGAUCUGCACAUGCGCACCAUCUUGCAUACAGGUCAGCGACUGCGCGGACUGCCCUUCCAACACUGACCCUAUGGGUCACGUGACGCACGAGAAAGUACAUUGCGUAGACAGUGUAUGUAAAUGUCUACCAGAGCACGUGGGACCACAUCACCCUGACGGCGGUCCACCCGGCGGACGAUAAUUUUAACUAUUGGCGAUUUGUGCAGAUCCAUAUGUCGAAUAAAUGAUAUUUCUGCUUCC